This is a messenger RNA of Trichechus manatus latirostris (Florida manatee), 636 nucleotides long. It is a transcript of the gene RNASE13, whose product is annotated as ribonuclease A family member 13 (inactive). Lineage: Eukaryota; Metazoa; Chordata; Mammalia; Sirenia; Trichechidae. Gene Ontology annotation, molecular function: nucleic acid binding. Gene Ontology annotation, biological process: defense response to Gram-positive bacterium. The record is from RefSeq and is a predicted model, not a curated record. The transcript has a single exon.
AUGAUCUCUGAGGUAUCUUUCAGCUCUUAAGAGUGUAGGGGAAGGAACAUAGGGAAGGCUGGGGAUGCUGGAGGCUCCAGGAAGGGACAGACAGGCCCAUCCCUGCCUCUAACCACCUUAAUUCUGCCAGCAGGAGGAAUGGCAUCAACUGUGGCCCAGCUACUUUUCAUCCAGCUUGUUCUAGGACCAACUCUGGUCCUGGGUGUCAAUCUGCGGAGUGCCAUCAAGAACUUCGACCACUUAUUCAUCGACUUCCCUCGGGUUGAGUACUCAAGCAAUUUCCAGGGCUACUGUAAUGGCAUUAUGAGCUAUGUGCGAGGCAGAAUGCAAAACUGGGAUUGUCCAAAGAUCCAUUACUUGGUACAUGUCUCCUUUAAAUCCAUCCGGAAGUACUGCAAACAUAGUGAGAACUUCUGUGAGAACUACAACCAAUACUGCACAUUAACCAAGGACUCCUUCCCCCUCACAAUCUGCCAACUGUCGGACAAACAGCCACCUACCAGCUGCUACUACAAUACUACCCUAACCAACCAAAAGCUCUACCUGCUCUGUUCCCGCAAGUAUGAUGCUGAUCCAAUAGAUAUUAUUGGCAUCUUCUAGGGAAGGGGAGCUUUAACUCUGAACUACCCUCCCAUC